GAAUCCUUCUCCAUUUUGUUCUUUAUAACUCUGCCUGGAGUGGCCCUGUGAAUUUUCUCUGGCUGGAAGAAUCUUCUGAUUCUUGAUCUGUUUAACAAUAGAGUCAACGAGAGCACCCGCAACUUUCUAACGGGAUCUGUUUUGGAUCUUCAUAGUCUGAGGCAUAAUUUGCUUUCCUACUGAUUCUGGCUGGUAACGUGCACAGGAUGAUGGCUUGGUGCUUACGGAAGAAACGGUAUGUGAAAGCUAAGCUCUCAUGGAAGUCUAAGAAGAAAAACUUGUCUCCUUCAGGUAACUGGCAACCAGAGGAUGACAGCGAUGAAGGCAAGAUCGUCUUCUUUGGAGGAAGUAACUAUACCUUUGAUUUGGAUGAUUUGUUAGCUGCAUCCGCUGAAAUUUUGGGGAGAGGUGCUUUUGGCUCAACCUACAAAGUAGCUGUGGAUGAUGAUACAGCCACGGUAGUAGUGAAGAGACUGGAGAGGGUGGUAGUUGGAAGAAGAGAGUUUGAGCAAACAAUGGAGAUUGUUGGUAGCAUCAAGCAUGAGAAUGUAGCUGAACUAAAAGCUUAUUACUAUUCCAAGAACGACAAGCUCGCUGUUUACAGCUAUUACAGUAAAGGAAACCUCUUCGAGGUGUUGCACGGUGAGAACGGAGUAUCGCUAGAUUGGGAGUCUCGAUUGAGAAUAGCGAUUGGUGCAGCAAGAGGACUGGCUAUUAUACAUGAAGCAGAUGACAGGAAGCUUGUCCAUGGGAACAUCAAAUCUUCCACCAUCUUCAUAGACUCGCAAUGCAACGGUUGCAUCUGCGAUCUCGGCUUGACAGCCAUCACGAGAUCUCUCCCUCAGGCUAGCAUUUGUUCUUCGGGUUAUCACGCUCCGGAAGUAACAGACAGAAGAAAGUGCACACAGUUUUCUGAUGUAUACAGCUUUGGGGUAGUGUUACUGGAACUUCUAACAGGGAAAUCUCCAGCGAGUCCGCUACCAGGAGAGGGAAACAUGGACUUGGCUAGCUGGAUAAGGUCAGUGGUGUCGAAAGAGUGGACCGGAGAAGUGUUUGACAUAGAGCUAAUGAAGCAAAUAGGUAUAGAGGAAGAGAUGGUUGAGAUGUUGCAAAUAGGUUUGGCUUGUGUUGCCUUGAACCCACAAGAUCGACCUCAUGCAGCAGAGGUUGUUAAGAUGCUACGAGACAUUCGAACACUUGAUCCAGAGUAGUGAUAGAUAGCUUAAAAAUGUUAAUUCUCAAAGCAUUAUUUGAUCAUUAACUACUGA
Brassica napus (rape) is the source of this 1268-nucleotide messenger RNA. Its product is annotated as probably inactive receptor-like protein kinase At5g41680. The record is from RefSeq and is a predicted model, not a curated record. Gene Ontology annotation, biological process: protein phosphorylation. Gene Ontology annotation, molecular function: ATP binding; protein kinase activity. The coding region runs from base 207 to 1211 and encodes 334 amino acids. NCBI's taxonomy places the organism in Eukaryota, Viridiplantae, Streptophyta, Magnoliopsida, Brassicales, Brassicaceae. The transcript has 2 exons.